AUGCCGUUUCAUAAUCCUGAAGAUAAUUAUAUAUACUUUGAAUAAGAGAAUUCUUUGGUUGAAUUUAAGAAAAUGAGAUCAGAAGGAUUAGGAAAGGUCGGCAGGCUUCCUUUGAAUCCUUUAAUCAAGAAGAACCCAUAAACCCCAAUAUUCAACAAGCAAAAGAACAUUUAAAAAAGAUUAGGCACCCGGAGUAGAAGACAAGGCAGUAUUCUUUUGAAUUCUCAAUUUAAAAAUUACAAGAGUGCAUUAAUAUCUACAAAAUCAAUGGAUUAUAUUACGCUAUGUAAUCAUAGCAAUAAUAAUGAAUUUGUUUCUUAAUGUAGAGAAACAAUAUUAAAAAUCAAGUGUUUAAUUUUUGGAGUAAGAUUAAAAGAGUUCUAAUUGAAGACUCAAAAUGAAAAUAUUGAGAAAUCCCAAAUUGGGUAGCCAUCUCCUAUCAGAGAAUAUGCACAAAUCGAUGAUUUAAUAUCACAAAUUUGA
Paramecium tetraurelia is the source of this 483-nucleotide messenger RNA. RefSeq lists its product as uncharacterized. The transcript has a single exon. NCBI's taxonomy places the organism in Eukaryota, Ciliophora, Oligohymenophorea, Peniculida, Parameciidae. The record is from RefSeq and is a predicted model, not a curated record.